AUGGCAAUGGCAAAUGACAAAACAUUAUGUUUUACAUGUAAUGAAGAUAAAAUAACAUAUUCUUGUAAAGGAUGUUCAAAGGAAUUUUGUAUAACGGAUUUAACAGAACAUCGUCAACUAUUAGUCAAUGAACUACAUCAUAUCACGAAUGAAUAUAAUGAAUUUAAACAAACAAUGAAUGAACAAAAACAAAAUCCACAAAAUAAUUUAUUAAUAGAACAAAUUAAUCAAUGGGAAAUAGAAUCAAUUGAAAAAAUUCAACAAAAAGCACAAGAGUAUAGAGAACUUGUUAUUGCAUCAACACAAACAUAUAUUAAUGAUAUUGAAACGAAAUUUAAAGACUUGAAUGAACAAAUAAAACAAAUGCAAAAAGAAAACGAAUUUAAUGAAAUCAGUUUAAAUUAUUUAACAAACCAAUCAAUAGAAAUUACACAAGAAUUAAAUAAUCCAUCAAAAAUUUCUGUUAAAGAAGAUCUACAAUCAUUUAUUAAUGAAGUUUUAAUUAUUUCAUCAAAAAAAUCAAAAAUCAACAAAUGGAAACAAAAUGCCAUCACUGUGGCUGGUGGAAAUGGAAAAGGACAACAAUUAAAUCAACUCAAUUACCCUUUUGGAAUCUUUAUCGAUGAAAACAAAAAUGUUUUCAUUGCUGAUUGUACUAAUCAUCGUAUUGUUAAAUGGGAACAUAAUGCAAAGCAAGGACAAAUCAUUGCAGGUGGAAAUAAACAAGGAAAUCGAAUGAAUCAAUUGAAUUAUCCAACAGGUAUGAUUGUUAAUCAACAAAAUCAUUCCAUCAUCAUUGCUGAUUUGGCUAAUAGCCGAGUGAUUCAAUGGAUAAAUCUAAAUCAACAAAUUCUCAUUCGCAAUAUUGAUUGUUAUGCCUUGACAAUGGAUAAGCAUGGGUUUCUUUAUGUUUCUGACUAUAAGAAGAAUGAAGUAAGACGAUGGAAAAUGGGUGAAUACAACAACGAAGGAGUUAUAGUGGCAGGUGGAAAUGGACAAGGAAGUGGACUCAAUCAACUGAAUUAUCCUACUUUUAUCUUUGUUGAUGAAGAACAAUCCGUUUAUGUAUCAGAUUGCUUCAAUCAUCGUGUGAUGAAAUGGAGAAAAGAUGCAAAAGAAGGAACAAUUGUGGGUGGCGGAAAUGGUAAAGGAGAAAAUUUGAAUCAAUUAUCUUCACCUGAAGGAAUAGUUGUUGAUGAUUCAAGUCAAAUCUAUGUAGCAGAUAGUGGGAAUCAUCGAAUAAUGCGUUGGUGUGAAGGAAAAGAAGAAGGUGAAAUUUUUGUUGGUGGAAAUGGUGCAGGAAAUCAAUCAAAUCAAUUAAAUGGUCCUACUGGUUUAUGUUUCGAUGUUGAAGGAAAUCUUUAUGUCGUUGAUUUCGAAAAUGAUCGAAUUCAAAAAUUUAAAAUAGUUUUGUGA
Molecule: messenger RNA, 1416 nt
Organism: Adineta steineri
Lineage: Eukaryota; Metazoa; Rotifera; Eurotatoria; Adinetida; Adinetidae
Source: the annotation of a GenBank genome assembly